Messenger RNA from Anopheles coluzzii, 1969 nucleotides. RefSeq names its product mitochondrial-processing peptidase subunit alpha. The record is from RefSeq and is a predicted model, not a curated record. Bases 109 to 1737 code for a protein of 542 amino acids. Lineage: Eukaryota; Metazoa; Arthropoda; Insecta; Diptera; Culicidae. Gene Ontology annotation, molecular function: metal ion binding; metalloendopeptidase activity. The transcript has 3 exons. Gene Ontology annotation, cellular component: mitochondrion.
CAAAACAAAGUCCAGAAGUUGCGCACGUUAUCGACCGUGCAAUUGUGCUACUAAUUGCGGUGAAAAUACAUCACCCUACCGAACGGUCGCAACAGCAACAGCCGGAAAAUGGUUCUUCCGUACAAUCUGCGUGCGCUUGGCAAACGGCUACUGCUGAACAAAUGCAUCGCUUCACAGUGGCGAACGUUUGCGAGCGAAACGGCGGGCGGCCGGGCAAGCGACCCGGCCGGCACGACGGUGAACGUGCCGUCGAAAGACAUCGUCACGCCACUCCCGCCCCUAUCGCAGCCCAUUCCCGACCUGCCACCGGUACAGUACGCCCGGCCGGGUGAUCAGAAGAACGUAACGCAAGUCACACGGCUCAGCAAUGGGCUGCGCGUGGCGUCGGAGAACCGCUUCGGACAGUUUUGCACCGUCGGUGUGGUGAUUGACUCGGGGCCGCGGUACGAGCUCGCCUUCCCGAGCGGCAUUUCCCACUUCCUGGAGAAGCUCGCCUUUCAGUCAACCUCCGAGUACGGGGAGCGUGAUGUAAUCUUCCGGGAGCUUGAACGGCACGGCGGCAUUUGCGACUGCCAGAGCACGCGCGAUACGUUCGUGUACGCGGCCAGCGCGGACAGCCGGGGGCUGGAGUCGGUGACGCGCAUCCUGUCCGAGGUGGUGCUGCGGCCGCAGCUCUCGAUGGAUGAGGUGGAGCUGGCCCGGCAGGCGGUACAGUUCGAUCUGGAGACGCUCGGAAUGCGCCCGGAACAGGAACCGAUCGUGAUGGAUAUGGUGCACGCGGCCGCUUACCGCGAUAAUACGCUCGGCUUUCCCAAGCUGUGCCCUUCCGACAACGUGCCCAAGAUUGAUCGUGAUACGCUGCUGUCGUACUUGCGACUCCAUCACACCCCGGAGCGGAUGGUGCUGGCCGGCGUCGGUGUGCCGCACGAUGAGCUUGUCCGGCUGGCUGAGCGUUACUUCGUGCAGGGGUCGGCCACGUGGGAAAAUGAAAAGAGCCGUUCGUCCAACCCGAAGAGCGUGGACACAUCCAUCGCGCAGUAUACCGGCGGAUCGAAGCUGGAAGAAUGUGCCAUCCCGGUGUACGCGGCGGUAGGACUGCCCGAGUUGGCACACGUCGUGAUUGGGCUGAAGGGUUGCUCGCAUCAGGACAAAGAUUUCAUUGCCGCCUGCGUGCUGAACAUGAUGAUGGGAGGCGGCGGUUCGUUCUCGGCCGGUGGUCCCGGCAAGGGCAUGUACACGCGGCUCUACACGAACGUGCUGAACCGGUACCACUGGAUGUACAGUGCGACCGCGUACAACCACGCUUACGGUGACACGGGACUGUUCUGCAUCCACGCGACCGCACCGCCGACGCACGUGCGCAGCCUGGUGGAGGUCAUUACCCGCGAACUGUUCACGAUGCAGUCCCGGCCUGGCGAUCAGGAGCUGCGGCGUGCGAAAACGCAACUGCAGUCGAUGCUGCUGAUGAACCUGGAGGCGCGACCGGUCGUGUUUGAGGAUAUUGGCCGGCAGGUACUAGCGACCGGAGAGCGUCGUCGACCGGAACAUUUCAUACAGGAAAUUGAGAAAAUCACCGCAGAAGACGUACAGAACGUUGCGCGCAAGAUGCUUUCCUCUGCACCGGCACUGGCCGCCCGCGGUGAGAUUAAGGGCAUUCCGGAGGUGAAGGACAUCCAUUCGGCACUGGCAAACGAGGGACGGUUUCCGGGCAAUCGGCGGUUGACGCUGUUUCGAUAGAUAGCCUUCUCCAAGCGACAUCUCUCCAUCAUCGUUUAGGCAAAUCUUAGACUCACCACCAAACUGCAACUUUCUGUAUUUUCCAGCCUUUAUGAUUUUAGCUAGAGUUUGCGAUGCGUUUUUUCGGUUGAAACAACAGAUUCAGAAUCAAGAUUUGAAAAUAUACCGUAUCCUUACAGACAGCGACACUGAGGAAGUGUGCGUUUGUAUGGGUCAUGUCGUGAUAAUCUAA